This is a messenger RNA of Drosophila pseudoobscura, 684 nucleotides long. RefSeq lists its product as uncharacterized. NCBI's taxonomy places the organism in Eukaryota, Metazoa, Arthropoda, Insecta, Diptera, Drosophilidae. The record is from RefSeq and is a predicted model, not a curated record. Gene Ontology annotation, molecular function: succinate transmembrane transporter activity; oxaloacetate transmembrane transporter activity; malate transmembrane transporter activity. Gene Ontology annotation, biological process: phosphate ion transmembrane transport; oxaloacetate transport; thiosulfate transport. The transcript is spliced from 4 exons. Bases 1 to 684 code for a protein of 227 amino acids.
AUGGCGCCAGUCGCCAAUAUUCCCAAAGCGACGAACCACGGCGGGAACGGUAAUCAUGUGCUCGUGUUUGAUGAAGAAGUGAACAUCCAGGCAAAUGUGCUGCACUACGUCUCGUAUUCGGAUGUGGUCUUCUACUACGGCAUUCGUGGUGCACUGCUGCGGUGUACGGUUCAGACCGGGACAAAGUAUGCAUUGUACUGGCUGAAGGACAACGAGUACUUGCUGAUACUGGAGCCAUACGACACCUCCACAGUGGCGGGCAUAAGCGGAUUAGGCGGCGGCCUGCUCUCAACGCCAUUUGCCAAGGUGGCAAUAGUGCGGCAGGCCGAUCUAACCCGCCGUCCCUUCUUGCAGCGCAAUUAUAGAGACCCCUGGAAGGCUCUCAAGUGCAUGUAUGGUAAGGGUGGAAUGUCCUUCCUCUUCAGUGGAUGCGAGCUGCAUGCUUUCACCACCGGAGCGGUGGCAGCGCUCUACGCACCUGUACACGAUUGGGUGUCGGAUAUGCUUUUGAAACUCCACAGAAUUCGUGAUGAGGAUUGGGUCAUCGAUCUGAUGGCAAUGACGAUAACGAGCAGCAUCAUAUCAUUAAUCCUGACGCCAGUAGAAGCGGUAAAAACGGUGGUCAUGAAUUCUUGCUACAAGAAGUUCCCCUCGAAGACGCAUCUCUGCCUCAAAAUCAUUUAG